Messenger RNA from Cherax quadricarinatus, 923 nucleotides. Lineage: Eukaryota; Metazoa; Arthropoda; Malacostraca; Decapoda; Parastacidae. The record is from RefSeq and is a predicted model, not a curated record.
CCUCCGUCGCCUAGCUACAACCACUACAGCGAGCGACCGUGUCACAUUGAUAAUAUUCUGUAAACUCAGGUAGUUGAAUAACUGUCCGAGAGAGGAGGAUGUUCGUGUGUGUUCGUCUAGUGAUGGUGACAGCGCUUGUCUUAGCGGCGGAGAUGAUGGAGAACGACCCAAGGAAAGACUCGAGCAUCCAGCUAGACCACUCUGCAGCAGAGUCGCUGCACAAACCUUCUCCAGGUUCACAGUCACUGCAUGUUUUACACAUUGUCGCCAGGAACUCGAUGGCAGAUAACAGGAUUCAACCAUCCAUCAUAGAUUCUGAGAAAUUUGAUGACCAUAAGGAUAUGUUCAUUCCUGUUGUGCCUCCAGUAAAUAACACACUCAACAAAACAGAGGAUCAUGUCCCAUUGGAUGUCGUCAAUCCUUCGUUGACGGAUUCUUCCGAGAAGACCGCAGGGAAAGAGACUCAAAUCUCUAACAAGCUCAAGUCGCUGCACAAACCUCCUCCUGACUCACGAUCAUUGCACGUUUUGCACAUUGUCGCCAGGAACUCGAUGGCAGAUAACAGGAUUCAACCAUUCAUCAUAGAUUCUGAGAAAUUUGAUGACCAUAAGGAUAUGUUCAUUCCUGUUGUGCCUCCAGUAAAUAACACACUCAACAAAACAGAGGAUCAUGUCCCAUUGGAUGUCGUCAAUCCUUCGUUGACGGAUUCUUCCGAGAAGACCACAGGGAAAGAGACUCAAAUCUCUAACAAGCUCAGUUCACCUGACAGCAGUAAUCUGAAGGCAGAUAUCACAGGUCGUAACACAGCCAACACUGCUGACACGCUCUCAUACCCAGGUUGUGGAAUCUCUACAGUCAGUCCCAACAGAAUCAUUAAAGGAUCAAUUGCUGCGCAAUACGAAUUUCCUUGGCAGGCAAGUUAA